Polypterus senegalus (gray bichir) is the source of this 3632-nucleotide messenger RNA. RefSeq names its product epithelial cell-transforming sequence 2 oncogene-like. NCBI's taxonomy places the organism in Eukaryota, Metazoa, Chordata, Cladistia, Polypteriformes, Polypteridae. The transcript is spliced from 23 exons. Bases 417 to 3485 code for a protein of 1022 amino acids. The record is from RefSeq and is a predicted model, not a curated record. Gene Ontology annotation, molecular function: guanyl-nucleotide exchange factor activity; protein binding.
CCGAUGUGUAAAGUGUUGAUAGAAGGUACAGCGGGAUUCCAGCUCAAAUUAAGAUUUGGGACAUGCCACCGCAUUUAUCUCGUCAAAUAUAAACAUGAAUAAUCAGAAAAACACUAAGUCGAGGCGAAAUGCCUAGCAGUUAUUGUCACUUUUGUGAUUCUGUGGGCACACAUGCAGCUGUAUGCAUCUGUUAAGCAUUCGAUUGACGAAAAUGUAUUUGCAUCUGGGGCCAAGACACAUCGUUUAUUGGGCGGCGCUGCUUUCAGAGUCUUCCUCUCGACCAGCUUGUUGUCAGUUACCAUAGAGACGCGGUUGGCACGUGCAGCGCGCUGUGCGACCGAAGGGAGGAGCCUGGCAAAGUUUGGUAAAGUUGGGGAGAACCACGGCAGUUUGAAGGCUGCAUUACAACUAGCUUUAUGGAGACAAAAUCCUUUGACACGGCAGCAGGUUUAAGUGGCAUAAUAAAGAAGAAGUUAGGAGCCACCCCUCACAGCAUCAAACAAUGGCACCUGGAAAGUAUCGGGGUGCACCCUGGUGCUACUGACCUGGCUCUCAAUGAUGCCUAUUUGGACAAUCAUGCAAAUGUUACCAUGGAAACAAAAUUCAGCACCUGGACUCCUAGAGUCAAUAAGGUGUCCAAUCAGCAGCUUUUUCAGGAGAGAACCACUCUCAUCUGUCAUUGGUUUGAUCUGUGGACUGACCGUCAGCGUAAGCAAUUUAUCCAUGCAAUACUACAGAGGUGCAGUAGAUCACAGCUCCGGUUUACCAGGGACUGGUUUACGGAGACUGUUCCAAUUACUAAGUUGGACUUCACCACAGUUAUACCUCGUUUCUUGUCACUGUACAUCUUUUCAUUUCUAAACCCCAAGGAGCUGUGCAAAGCUGCUAAGGUUAGCUGGCACUGGAAAUUUCUAGCAGAACAGGAUUGCCUCUGGAGUCCCAAGUGUGUGAAACGUGGCUGGUUUCUGCCUUACUCUCCUGCAGACAAUGAAUAUGGUGCUUGGAAGAAGCAUUAUAUCAACUGUGCUGCUGACAUUGAUUACCUGAUUCCAAGGGAAGCAGCUGAUACAUAUGGGACUCUGAAUGAGCCAACAGCAGAUGCUGAAGAGGUUGAUGAAAAGAUGAGAGAGAAAUUGAUCCGGAUGACAAUUCGCCAAAAGAUCUCCGACCAUAAAAAAGCCUUACGGAAAUCACGACCAGCUUGGUUGAGCAACAACUUGAGCAGUGGAGCACUGAAGGCAAGCCUUCACAAAAACAAACUUCAAGCAAGCCUGAACCGGCCAGAGCUGACAGCAGCACUCCUGCUUAUCAGGGAAAAUGUCCUAUUACAUGAAACUCUGUCUAAGCAGAUGAUGGACGAAAGCAUAACGAACCCUUCAUACAGUCCCAAUUUGGAAAAGCAGCAGGUGACAAUGGCACUGAAAACUUUACCUAAAAGGAAGAAUGUUAGCUCUGGCAGCCCCUACCCUGUACUUCCACAGCGACACUAUGGCAGUGCGCAACAGAUAUUUGGCUCCCCUCAGUUGGCACAGCGUCUCAUCUUGAUCUCAUCUAACAUGCCAGCUUAUGAGGUGCUCUUAGACAGUGUGAAGGUCGGCAUCAUCCCCAUCUUGUAUGAACAUGACGGAGUGACACUUGAAAGCCUGCUGUAUCGUGUUGAAAAAAUGCUACAAGGACUGAAAGCUCAAAGCAUUGGGGUCUUUGCUGAAGGUGAUGCUGGAGAAAUUGAUCUUAUACAAGGCUGGAAGAUAAAUGAGAAAAACAUCUUGAAUCCUCAAGUGAGAGAGUUCUGGGAAAAACUUGCAGGCUUUGCAGUGACAAAGGCAGAAGGUGGAUCUUUAGACAUCUUUAAUCCUCUGGCAGCUUCAGAGGCAGGAGUGGACGUAAUUAAUAAAAUUUCCACUCUGACAGGCUUAGAAGUGAGUACACCAACUGGGAUAUCAGCUGGCUCACAUAGACAUGUCUGCAGUGAGUGGCUUGGGAAACGGAAAGCGACUCUUCCCUGUGUCACGUACUUCAAUGAAAGCAAGCUGUUGUCCUGGUGCCGGCUAGCGGACGUGCUGCAGGAGGCCCUGAAGACAGUCAGGAAACAACUCCGACCUUAUCUGAGAGAAACGCAGAGGGAAGUGUGUGGAAGGAUCAUCGGCCACUUUAUGUACGAGUCAAUGAGCCUGGCAAAAAUUCAAGAAAACCGUGAGCUGGCUUUGGCAUUAUCUGAAGGUCUUGUAGCAGUGUCACGGGAAAGAUGCGAGAGCCCUCUGGAAUUCCUGGCUGCUUUCCUCACACAGAGGUGCAAGGGUGCAGAUGGAAGAAUCCCAAAUCUAACAUUUCUUACUGAAAGUCAGUCUUCGGUGCCCCUAAACGAUUUUAUCAAGGAUGAUGACCAAACAAAGAAUUCACCUCCUGAAAGAACUGAGGAUCUGGCCUAUUUGGAUACAAAACUGCAGAGAGAUUCAGCCGACAAGCGCACUCCAUUUGCAAGGGAGCUGGUCCAGAGCGAAAAGAAUUACGUGCAGAUGCUGGAAAUCGUAAGAGAUGUGUAUGCUGCUCCAUUACAAGCCGCACUUUCAUCAAAUCGGGCCAUUCUGAGUGCAGCCAACGUUCAGAUCAUCUUCACCGAUGCUUUAGCUGUGCUAGAGAUGAACAGGACAUUUCUUCAGGAGCUUAAAGAACGGUUAAAUGAAUGGACCCCCUCCCAGUGCAUUGGUGACCUGUUUCUCAAGUUUGGCACUGGCUUGAAAACUUACACAAACUUCUUCAACAACUACCCUGUGGUCCUCAAAACAAUUGACAAGUGCAGAGAGUCCGUCCCAGCAUUCUGGGCCUUCUUGAAGAGACAUGAUAAAACUGUUGGGACUAAAAUGAUGAGAUUGCAGGAGCUCCUGCUGUGCCCCUCCAGACGCUUUGAAGAAUAUGUGUCUCUCCUGUACGCCCUUCGUCUUCACACGGCUGCAGACCACCCGGACCGGGGAGACCUGAGUGCAGCGAUUGAGAAAAUGAAGCAGUACCGGAACUUCGUUCAGCAGCUCAAACAGAAUGUGGACAGAGACUCGAAGCUGAGUGACGUCCAGCAGGCCAUCCAGGGCUGCCCAAACCUCCAGGAAGCAAACCGAUACCUGAUACAAACACAGGAUGUUUCACAACUAAUUUGCCCAAAUAUGGACAUCAGCCCAUCUCUCAGGAUCUACGAGCACAUCCGAGACCUCCGGCUGUUCCUUUUCAAUGAUGCACUCGUGAUGACCAUGCAGAGUGUUUCUCACCUGCCUUUCCAGUUUGCCUCCAAGACAACGUGCCACUUCCUGGCAUCAGUGGUGCUCCAUCGACUUCUCAUUGAGGACAUCCCCGACACAAAAUAUAUAAAGAAUGCCUUUACUCUUCAAGGCCCAAAGCGCCAGUGGAUAUGCAUUACCGAAGAUGAAGACGACAAGUUUACCUUGUUGUCAGGCUUGCAAAGUGCAGUCAAUGCAGCAGUGGAGCAAAAAUAAUCAGACUGUUGGCAAACCAACUGGCUACCAAUGAUCAAUCGUAGAAGCAAAUUGUGGUAUUUUCUUUAAUUGUAUUCAUUUCAAUACGUCACAUUUCACCUUUGAACAAAUAGAUUUUGCAAUUGUUAAAUAAAGGAACUAAAUGUC